Nomascus leucogenys (northern white-cheeked gibbon) is the source of this 6231-nucleotide messenger RNA. It is a transcript of the gene ZNF160, whose product is annotated as zinc finger protein 160. Gene Ontology annotation, molecular function: RNA polymerase II cis-regulatory region sequence-specific DNA binding; DNA-binding transcription factor activity, RNA polymerase II-specific. Gene Ontology annotation, cellular component: nucleus. Gene Ontology annotation, biological process: central nervous system development; regulation of transcription by RNA polymerase II. The transcript is spliced from 4 exons. Lineage: Eukaryota; Metazoa; Chordata; Mammalia; Primates; Hylobatidae. The record is from RefSeq and is a predicted model, not a curated record. Bases 1260 to 3773 code for a protein of 837 amino acids.
GCAACAAGAGUGAAACUCUGUCUCAAAAAUAAAUAAUUAAUUAUUUAAAUAAAAGUGACUUCCCAAACUUCUCCAAACAUGUUCACCCCUGCAGUCUUGCACAUCUCAGCUGAGGGCAACCCUGUACUUCCUGGGGCUCAGCUGAACUUCUUAUCAUGUUUAAAAUAUGUAAGAUACUAUGUUGUAAGUGUGUUACUUUGUAAAAUGAAGAAACAAUUAUGCAUUUACUUAAAACAGGUGAGGAAAUACAUGGUUUUAUGAAUUCUUUUGAGGUAUGGGAGAAAGAAUGUUUGAAGACCUCUCCCUGUGUGAUCUGCCCCUCAGGACCUCUCUGAUGUCAUCUCCUUCCUGUGUCCUCCCAGCCCCCUCUGCUCCAGCCCCACAGGCCCCUUCCCUUUUCCUGGAGCCAAGGUUGCUCCUGCCUCAAGGCUUCCAUGUGGGCUGGCCCUCUGCCUGGAACUCUCUGGCCUCUCAGCUGCAAGUGACAAGCAGCCUUUCUUCCUGAGGUCUUUGUUCUGACAUCACUUCCUCCGUGGAAACCUUUGUGAUGUCCCACAGCCUCCUAUUUGACAUUGCAGCCCCACCUUCACCCCCACCUCUGGUCCAUGUUGCCUGUUCUGUGUGAUUCUUUUUGCUCCUUCAGUAUCCAGUCUGGAUCCUGGUGAGAACAGGUCCCCAACAGGAGAGCAGAGCCAGAAGGUGGGGCUGUGCUGGGCUCGCCCCCUCAGUGGAGCGCAACCCUGGCUUCAUAUGAGAGCGUCCAGGCGUUUCGCAGAAACAUCUCUUGUGCCCCCUUGACAUGUUUUCAUUUCAGUGUUUUAGAGCCCAGCUGAGUAAUAUUUCAAGUUGACUCUAUUCUGUAGCCAGCAUAGUACCAAUCCCUGUCCUUUGUUUCUGAAGGCUGAGCUCAGCCUGGGAUCCACAGAGAGGUGAGGGGGGCUGUGCUCUGCAUGGGCUUUGGUCAGGGCUGGGUCUGUGUCCUAAAGGGGAGCUCAGUCCAGCCCAGCUCCCCACGGCUGCAGCGUGUGUGUGGGCUUCCCCAGGAGAGCGGGUUCUGAAGACAGGGAUCAGAAACUCACUUCUUCCUGCAGGAGUCUCUCGUCCCCGUAUUCCCCCUGUGCAGUGGGGCGCAGAGGACCAUCUUUCCACGGGGUGAGAUCUUCUGUGUGUGUGAUUGUGGCACAUGAAGGGGAUGUAUAGAUUCUCAGCCCUAAGCAGCAUAGUUCGGAUAUUCAGUAUUGGCUUCUAAAGACUCUUUUAUGUUACCCAAGGAAGAAGUCUGGAAGAAGAGGAAGAGGAAAGAAAAGGAGUCAGGGAUGGCCCUUACUCAGGUACGGUUGACAUUUAGGGAUGUGGCCAUAGAAUUCUCUCAGGAGGAGUGGAAAUGCCUGGACCCUGCUCAGAGGAUUUUAUACAGGGACGUGAUGUUGGAGAACUACUGGAACCUUGUUUCUCUGGGACUGUGUCAUUUUGAUAUGAAUAUUAUCUCCAUGUUGGAGGAAGGGAAAGAGCCCUGGACUGUGAAGAGCUGUGUGAAGAUAGCAAGAAAACCAAGAAUGCGGGAAUGUGUCAAAAGUGUGGUCACAGAUAUCCCUCUUAAACGUACAAUCAAGGAUUUGCUACCAAAAGAGAAGAGCAGUACAGAAGCAGUAUUCCACACAGUGGUGUUGGAAAGGCACGAAAGCCCUGACAUUGAAGACUUUUCCUUCAAGGAACCCCAGAAAAAUAUGCAUGACUUUGAGUGUCAAUGGAGAGAUGACACAGGAAAUUACAAGGGAGUGCUUAUGACCCAGAAAGAAGGUAAAAGAGAUCAACGCGAUAGAAGAGAGAUAGAAAACAAGCUUAUGAACAAUCAGCUUGAAGGAAGCUUUCAUUCACAUCUGCCUGAACUGCAGCUAUUUCAAGGUGAGGGGAAAAUGUAUGAAUGUAAUCAAGUUGAGAAGUCUCCCGACAAUGGUUCCUCAGUGUCACCACUUCAGCAAAUUCCUUCUAGUGUCCAAACCCACAGGUCUAAAAAAUACCAUGAACUUAACCAUUUUUCAUUACUCACACAAAGACGAAAAGCAAACAGUUGUGGAAAACCUUACAAAUGUAAUGAAUGUGGCAAGGCGUUCACUCAGAAUUCAAACCUUACAAGUCAUAGGAGAAUUCAUAGCGGAGAGAAGCCUUACAAAUGCAGUGAGUGUGGCAAAACCUUUACUGUUCGUUCAAAUCUAACUAUUCAUCAGGUCAUCCAUACUGGAGAAAAACCUUACAAAUGUCAUGAGUGUGGCAAGGUCUUCAGGCACAAUUCAUACCUUGCAACUCAUCGGCGAAUUCAUACUGGAGAGAAACCUUACAAGUGUAAUGAGUGUGGAAAAGCCUUUAGAGGACAUUCAAACCUAACUACCCAUCAGUUAAUUCAUACUGGAGAAAAACCGUUUAAAUGUAAUGAAUGUGGCAAGCUCUUCACCCAAAAUUCACACCUUAUAAGUCAUUGGAGAAUUCACACUGGAGAGAAACCUUACAAGUGCAAUGAGUGUGGCAAAGCCUUUAGUGUUCGUUCAAGCCUAGCAAUCCAUCAGACAAUCCACACUGGAGAAAAACCCUACAAAUGUAAUGAAUGUGGCAAAGUCUUUAGGUACAAUUCAUACCUCGGAAGGCAUCGGAGAGUUCAUACUGGUGAGAAACCUUACAAGUGUAAUGAAUGUGGCAAAGCCUUUAGUAUGCAUUCAAACCUAGCUACCCAUCAGGUCAUCCAUACUGGAACAAAACCUUUCAAAUGCAAUGAAUGCAGCAAGGUUUUCACUCAAAAUUCACAACUUGCAAAUCAUCGAAGAAUUCAUACUGGAGAGAAACCUUACAAGUGUAAUGAGUGUGGGAAAGCCUUCAGUGUUCGUUCAAGUCUGACUACCCAUCAGGCAAUCCAUUCGGGAGAGAAACCUUACAAAUGUAUUGAAUGUGGCAAGAGCUUCACUCAAAAAUCACACCUUAGAAGUCAUCGGGGAAUUCAUUCUGGAGAGAAACCUUACAAGUGUAAUGAAUGUGGUAAAGUCUUCGCUCAAACGUCACAACUUGCAAGGCAUUGGAGAGUUCAUACUGGAGAAAAACCUUACAAGUGUAAUGACUGUGGCAGAGCCUUUAGUGAUCGUUCAAGCCUAACUUUUCAUCAGGCAAUACAUACUGGAGAGAAACCUUACAAAUGUCAUGAAUGCGGCAAGGUUUUUAGGCACAAUUCAUACCUUGCAACUCAUCGGCGAAUUCAUACUGGAGAGAAACCUUACAAGUGUAAUGAGUGUGGGAAAGCCUUUAGUAUGCAUUCAAACCUAACUACCCAUAAGGUCAUCCAUACUGGAGAGAAGCCUUACAAAUGUACUGAAUGUGGCAAGGUCUUCACGCAGAAUUCACACCUUGCAAAUCAUCAAAGGACUCACACCGGGGAGAAACCUUACCGAUGCAAUGAGUGUGGGAAAGCCUUCAGUGUUCGUUCAAGCCUAACCACCCAUCAGGCAAUCCAUACUGGGAAAAAACCUUACAAAUGUAAUGAAUGUGGCAAGGUUUUUACUCAAAAUGCGCACCUGGCAAAUCACCGAAGAAUUCAUACUGGGGAGAAACCUUACAGGUGUACAGAGUGUGGGAAAGCCUUUAGGGUAAGGUCAAGUCUAACUACCCAUAUGGCAAUCCACACUGGAGAAAAACGUUACAAAUGUAAUGAGUGUGGCAAGGUCUUCAGGCAGAGCUCAAAUCUUGCAAGUCAUCACAGAAUGCAUACUGGAGAGAAACCUUACAAAUGAGUGUGGUGAGGUCAUCAGGUACAAUUCAAUUCUUUCACAUCAGUUAAUUCAUUCUUGACAGAAUCCUUACAAAUGCAGUGACAGUGGCCAAUCCCUUAUGAGUUGAAGCCAAUACCUCAUGAGAGGCCAUAAGCAAGAGACAUCAUGUAAACAUAUGUGGCAGAGGGUUUAUCCAGGCCUUGCAGGUUACUAGGCAUCAAAAUUUAUAUCUUUGAUGAAACCAAACAAAUGUAAUAUGCAUCCUGAGGCCAUUACCCAGUGACUGACGGUAAGUGAGGAUUCCUAUGAGGAAUAACAGUCUCUGGUUUCCCUGUUUGCCUUUGAUAUUAUACACUGUAGAAUACUUACAAGUCCAAAUAUGCUAAAAAUUAUAUAUUUUUAACUCAUAUAUGAAAAGGUUGCAGGAUAUUUGUAGGCAGUCAGUUACCUUCACCUUAUGAAAUGUUUUAUUGAGUUAUUUAAGGUUUUUUGGAAAGCCUACCAUUGAGUUUCAAUGUGAACUUUGAAAUCUUAUUGUGCCUCCUCACACACCUUCCACGCUGGUUUCCUGGAAAGAUCAUUGGGAUGGAAGGAUCAUUGAUUGGGUGAAGAUCAUUGAUUAGGGUGAAGGAUUAUUUCUAUCCAAUUUGUGAAGGAGGACUUUGCUUUUAAAAUUAAGUAUUGUCUGAAUUAGCAUUUGGGAGUGGCGAAAAACAAUGUAAAACUGUGAUGUCACUCACCAUUCGGAUAAUGUUCAGGGUGCCUUUCUCCUACCAGGAGAGUACUGUGGCUUAGAGGAAAGAAAUGGUCUAUCAACUGAACAUGAAAUGGAGCAGGCCAAGACCCUAGGACAUUGGGAUUUUUGUGGGAGGAGAGUAAUAGGUAAUUAGAUACUGAUUGUGUGGUAGAAAUACUGCAGGGGAAAAGGUCGCCCCCUUAUCCAUUAAAGAGCAAUACCUGUUGUUUAGCAAAGAGCGAUGAAAAAUUGGUCUUGUUUUUGAAAUUGAAAAGCGAGGUCAGGCGUGGUGGCUCACACCUGCAAUCCCAGCACUUUGGGAGGCUGAGGCGGGUGGAUCACCUGAGGUCGAGAGUUCUAGACCAGCCUGACCAACAUGGAGAAACCCCAUCUGUACUAAAAAUACAAAAUUAGCCGAGCAUGGUGGCAGGUGCCUGUAAUCGCAGCUACUUGGGAGGCUGAGGCAGGAGAAUCGCUUGAACCCAGGAGGUGGAGGUUGCAGUGAGCCAAGAUCAUGCCAUUGCACUCUAGCCUGGGCAACAAGAACAAAACUCCAUCUAAAGAAGAAAAAGAAAGAAAUUGAAGAGAGAGUAGUUGUCAGAGUGAAGAGUUUAAUCAACAGAAGUAGAGUAACAUAUUCUUUAGUAGAACUCACAUUAUCUGCUUGAAGCACAUUUUGUUAAUGUUUUAUUCAGAAUGUAUCAUAGAUAAAAUGUUUUAACUAAUAAAAUAGAAUGGUUUUUCUCUAUGAAUGAAUCACAUUCUUUCUGCCAACAUAGUUUUAUCCUGUCUCAGGAGGAUACUUCAUAACAUAAUAGCAGUGCACCACUAGGCUCUUAAAGGAUCAAGAAUAAUUUUUUUCAUGGUGAAAUCAAAUAACACAGUUUUGGAAACCUAUAACUGCAUUUUGCGCUUGAAUUAUGUGCCCCACACUGUGGCUUAGGAUACUUAUUGGGGUAUAAUGAAAAUCUUACUGAAAGUUAAUUUCACAUUCUUACACCCCAAAAUCUGCAUUGCCAUUGAUGGAUAUGCACCACAUUAUUAUAUUUCCACAUCAGUUUCUUGUGUGCCAAAUAAGACCCAUGCUAUGCAUCUUGGUUUCCAUGAAGUGAAAAUACAUAGUAAGAAUAUGAGAAAUAUAAAUUAGGCCAGGCACGGUGGCUCACGCCUGUAAUCCCAGCACUUUGGGAGGCCAAGGCAAGUGGAUCACCUCAAGUCAGGAGAGACCAGCCUGGCCAGCAUAGUGAAACCCCAUCUUUACUAAAAGUACAAAAUUAUCUGGGCUUAGUGGUGCAUGCCUGUAGUCCCAGGUGCUUGGGAGGCUGAGGCAGGAGAAUUGCUUGAACCCAGGAGGCAGGGGUUGCAGUGAGCCGAGAUCAUUCCAUUACACUCCAGCCUGGGCACUAAGAAUGACACUCCGUCUCAAAAAAAAAAAAAAAUUAAAAGACGUCGGCCGGGCAUGGUGGCUCAUACCUGUAAUCCCAACAAUUUGGGAGGCUGAGGUGGGUGGAUUACUUAAGGUCAGGAGUUCAAGACCAGACUGGCCAACAUGGUGAAACCCCGUCUCUACUAAAAAUACAAGAACAUUAGCCGGGUAUGGUGGUGCAUGCCUGUAAAUCCCAGCUACUUGGGAGGCUGAGACAGGAGAAUGGCUUGAACCCAGGAGGCGGAGGCUGCAGUGAGCUGAGAUCGCGCCACCGCACUCCAGCCUGGGCAACAAGAGCAAAACUCUGUCUCAAAAAA